CACCCUCUCAAAGCCCCCAUUGCGAGCGCCCGCCGCUCCCUCUGGGAAAGCGUCCCCCAGCUCGGGCCAAUCGGUUCUCCCCAUGGAUUACAGGUUUCCUUCGGGAGAGGGAGGCGCAGCCUUCCUUUGCCCGGCGCCCGAGGAACUGCUCCGCCGGGCUGCGCGGCAGUAAGGCUCACCGCCUGUCCGUUCAGGACGGAUCCUGCAGCUCUGGCGGGGAACAAAGCGGCUUCCCUCCUUCCCACCUCUUCCGCGCCUUCCUCGGGCUCGAGUCUUCCGCAAUGGACGGUAUCUUAGAGCCCUUCCCCGGGGGCGCCUCCAGCUUCCUGGACUUGGGCGAUUUGAAUGAGGCGGAUUUUCUUAACAAUGUGCAUUUCUCCGAGAGCUUUGACCACUUCUCUGAGAACAUGGAGGACUUUUCCAAUGAACUGUUCAACAGCUUCUUUGAUGACCCCAUGCUGGUGGAAAAAAACCCUUUGCUGGACAUGGAUCUGGAUCCUCCCACUCCUGGCAUCCAGGCAGAACACAGCUACUCCCUGAGUGGAGACUCUGCUCCACAGAGCCCUCUUAUGCCUGUCAAGACAGAGGACAAUGCUAGUGAAUUAGAAAAUGGUAUGUGGACACUCCAGCACAAGCUAUGUUCCAUCAUGGUGAAGCAGGAGCAGAACAUGGUGCCAGAAAUACCUGAAACUCAGCUGCCAACUCAUGCAGUUCCCAUGAUGAAUCUUAACCCACUGCAAAGGUUGCCAGUCCCCAAAGAGGCACCUAUAGAAAUGACUACCCAACCUGUAAUCAAAGCUGAACCUAGAGAAGUUAAUCAAUUUUUAAAUGUGCCAACAGAUGACUUGGUGCAGAUGCCACCAACACCUCCCAGCAGUCAUGGCAGUGACAGUGAUGGAUCUCAGAGCCCAAGAUCCCUGCCUCCCUCCAGCCCAGCCCGCCCCACUGCUCGGUCUUCUACAGCAAUCUCUUCUUCUCCACUCCUCACGGCGCCACAUAAACUACAGGGGACUUCAGGGCCCCUGCUCCUAACUGAGGAGGAAAAGCGCACCCUGAUUGCUGAGGGUUAUCCCAUCCCAACCAAGCUUCCUUUGACUAAAGCAGAAGAAAAAGCACUGAAGAGAGUAAGGCGAAAGAUCAAGAACAAGAUUUCUGCACAGGAGAGUCGCAGAAAGAAGAAAGAAUAUGUAGAGUGCUUGGAGAAAAAAGUUGAAACAUAUACAUCUGAGAAUAAUGAACUGUGGAAAAAGGUGGAGACGUUAGAAAAUGCAAACAGGACUCUUCUGCAGCAGUUACAAAAGCUACAAUCUCUGAUUGCAGGGAAGGUUUCCAGGCCUUACAAAAUGGUCUCUACACAGACAGGAACAUGCCUGAUGGUCCUGGUGCUGUGCUUUGUUCUGGUUUUGGGCUCCUUGAUGCCAUGUCUCCCAGAAUUCUCAACAACAUCACAAACAGUAAAAGCAGCUCCGACGCCAGACAUUUACACAACAAGUAAAAUUCAAUCACGGAGCCUGCUGUUCUAUGAUGAGCACAGGGGCUCCUUAGAGGAGACCUACAGCUCCUUCAUUUCUGUGGAGCAUUCUGAAGAGUGGGAAGCUGAAAAAAAUGUGGAAGAAGAGAAGCAGCCACAAGCGGACGUGCACAGUAGCCUGACUGCGGCUUAUGAAACAGUCAAGUAUCUGAACAAAACCCCUGUUACAGGUCCAAAUCAGAAUCAGACCAGCUCAACUCUUACUCAUUCCAAGGAAAGCUUCCCUGAGAGGAAUGGAACCUCCAGUGACACAGCUGAAUAUUUGUAGCAGCUGCAAACUCUCCGGGCCUCUUCCAUCUGGAUGCAGGAUCCUUUCCUAGUGAUGUGACUGGCGUUGCAAUCCUUUGCAUGCUUACCUAGAAGUAAGCAUCAUUCUUAAUUCUAAGUAAGCAUGACUAGGAUUGCAAAAUUGAGGGGUUGGAUUGCAGUCUAAACUGACAAACUCAUAAAUACAACUGGAUGGGAAUUAUUUCUGAGUAAAAUGAACAGGCUUGCACUGUGGGAGGAGAUGUCCUACCUAGACAGCUCCAAGCUGGCCUUGAGUUUAACCUCUUAUUCACUCACACUUAGGCCCUGGUAUUAAUACUGAUCUUUCUGUCAGAUUUCACAUUUUCCAUAAUCAGGGAUAGCACCUCCACCCUCUAAUGUAUUCUCACUUGUAAUUGAAGUCUACUACCCAACUCCAUCAUUCCCAAAUAAUUUUUGUUUCUAUGUCAACAAAAACAUUCCUGUUCAGCUACUGAUUUUUGAGAUUUUUGCAUUAGUUUUUUUACAUAGUUGUAUACUUUACAAUUAAAUAUCCAGAUAAGAGGAUAUUUCAAAAAGAAACUUUUGCUGAUCAAAUAUGACAUCACCACGUGAAACAGAUUGCAUAUCACGUUUAUGUCCAGUUAAGAAAAAAAAUAGUCUUCUAAAAAGUGUUUCUCAUGAAUACAAAUCAUAAUCAAUAAAAUCAGUCCUUUUAUCUGAUGAUUGGAGAGUCUGAAAUUUACUUCUGAAUAAGAAGUAAAAGAUAUUGCAAUCUUUGAUAUUUGUUGGGUGUUUUUUAAACUUUGGCUUUUCUUUCAAAUAGUCCAACAGCAGCCCAUUUGAGUGAGGUCCUUCUUUAUCUUACACUGUUCCUUUAAAAGAUGAGAUUGCCAUAAAUGACCCGUAUCCAUAUGGACUAAGAAAUUUUGUUUGACCAUUUCUACAAAUGUUCCUCCUCAAUAUGCAGAGGACCAAAGAUAGUGGGCAUCUUGAUGUCUCCCGCCCCCACAAUACACACAUAUGCAAACUUACAUACAUGCAUUUGGGACAGAUAGAUCAGCAUAGUUCUGCAAUGAUUGCCAUUUCAAUAGUCAAUAUACAGAAAUUUUCCCCAGUAAUUCUUUGUUAAAGUCCACUAGGACACACACUACAAAUUUCUAUGUAUUCACCUCUCAAAAAAUCUGAAACCAGCAUAAAGAACCACUUCUCAACAAGUGGGUAUCCUUGACAUCCUUGUCAUUAGUCAUAACUUCUGAGAAUUGUCCACAUGUGCCUCAAAUUCAUAUUGUUGUACAGAGACCAAAAGCAGAAAUUGUUUGUACAUAAUGAAUUUUAUUUUGUAUUAUUGCCAACUCUUAAGAUAAUGUAUUUUGGAGAUCCUUAAGUCCUAUUUUCUGUAUUGUAUUUUAUUAAGAGUUAUUGCGGGCUUUGCACCUGUGAAUUUCCUCUCUUUGCAACGUACUGUUUCCACUCAGUCUAGCCACUGAUGUUUGCCCUGUUUGUUUCUAAUAUAUCGCUCUUUCCUUCUUCUCUCGGCUCUGCAGUCGCUUUCAAGCAGCAAAA
Molecule: messenger RNA, 3343 nt
Organism: Thamnophis sirtalis
Lineage: Eukaryota; Metazoa; Chordata; Lepidosauria; Squamata; Natricidae
Gene: CREB3L1
Product: cAMP responsive element binding protein 3 like 1
Biological process (GO): regulation of transcription by RNA polymerase II
Molecular function (GO): DNA-binding transcription factor activity, RNA polymerase II-specific; cAMP response element binding
Source: RefSeq, a predicted model, not a curated record